ACAAACUAUUGGCAAUUGCAUCAAUGUAACUAACUACCGCGUGCAGGCCAUACAUUCUCCCGUAUAACUGAUCUAUAAAUUCCCGCAUCCCGCCAGAAGCCCGAUUCUCCACCGUCGGCUUGGCCUAUUGUCACACCUUUCACCCUCACAAACGACCAUCCGCCGCGUACCUCCCUUCCCCAACCUAAACCCCAUCCCAUGGGAAAAGGGAAUGGCGAUUCGAAUUAUAUAAUGAACCCACCUGAAGAACAAGACCAUACACCCUCCAAUUCCUCCAAAGUCAAAGUACUAGAAGUACAAGAACCAGAACAAGUAGAUGAAUCUCACCGUCUAUUACCCUCAAAACUCCGGUCAACUGACAAUAGUGAAAAAAUCGAACAAGAAGAUGUAGAAGAAUCUGCGUAUGAAUCCCAGGAAAAGAUUUUGAUUCUUGAUUUCAAAUUGGAUUCCACCAGCUCCACAGAUUUUAGCAGUGUGCCACCAUUUUCGUUUAAGAAAUUGUGGUUAUUUACGGGUCCCGGGUUUUUGAUGAGUAUUGCGUUCUUGGAUCCUGGUAAUUUGGAGGGGGAUCUGCAGGCGGGAGCAAUUGCCGGCUAUUCGUUACUCUGGUUAUUGAUGUGGGCAACGGUUAUGGGUUUGUUGAUCCAGCUUCUGUUCGUGAGGGUGGGUGUGGUAACCGGCCGGCACUUGUCGGAGUUGUGCCGGGAGGAGUACCCUGAUUGGGCCCGGCUUUUGCUUUGGUUCAUGGCGGAGCUGGCUUUGAUUGGGGCGGAUAUUCAGGAGGUUAUUGGCAGUGCCAUUGCUAUUAAAAUUUUGAGCCGUGGUGUGAUCCCCCUUUGGACUGGUGUCUUGAUUACGGCAUCUGAUUGGUAUGUUGUUUUUCAAUUUUCUUUACCAUUUUGUAGGUGAGAAAUGUUGAAAAUAAAGGGAAAAAAAUACUACCGGGACUACAGUUUUUUCAUCUGAAACUAGUUAGGAAAACCGAGAUUGAUAAAGUUCAUUUUGAUUAUAGUUUUUCUUGACAUACUUAUCCGGAACUUCUGGGAAUUGAGGUAGUCCUAUAUUGUUAAUAAAAUUCGAAAACAGAGUUUUUCUUCUCUUGGUCUCAAAGUUUUCCGUUAGUUGCUUGGUAUAUUUUUGUUAUAAUUCCGAUUAAUAAGUUUAUUGUUAAAAUGCCAUUCGUUACUGAGUUACACUCUGCAUGCCAUUCUGAGCUGUACCUUUAUUUUUGGUGGAAGCCAACAUUACUUUUGUAGUAUAAAUAUUUCUUGUUGUGAAAGUUGGUACCUUUACUUGUUUGUAGAAGAUGAUGUUAGUUUGGCAUUAGAGGCUUUUU
Messenger RNA from Olea europaea var. sylvestris, 1336 nucleotides. Its product is annotated as metal transporter Nramp2-like. The record is from RefSeq and is a predicted model, not a curated record. Gene Ontology annotation, biological process: metal ion transport. Lineage: Eukaryota; Viridiplantae; Streptophyta; Magnoliopsida; Lamiales; Oleaceae. The coding region runs from base 199 to 909 and encodes 236 amino acids. The transcript has a single exon. Gene Ontology annotation, molecular function: cadmium ion transmembrane transporter activity; manganese ion transmembrane transporter activity. Gene Ontology annotation, cellular component: membrane.